ACACAGGCAGAGGGAGAAGCAGGCUCCAUGCAGGGAGCCCGAUGUGGGACUUGAUCCCAGGCCCCGGGAUCACGCCCUGAGCGGAAGGCAGACGCUCAACCGCUGAGCCACCCAGGCGUCCCAAUAAUUCCCAUUUCUUCUGAGUUUCUACCCUAUUUCUUAGCCCCAGGGCACUUUGAAGAGAAAUAGCUUGCAAUAAAAAGGAGUGAUUGCUAGGAAUGAACAGGGUUAAUUAACUUUUCUGAAGAAAUGUGUUCCUGAAAAUAAUCUAUAUUGAUUAAACCUCUUAAAACGGGGUCACCUUUUAAAUAGACCAAGAGAAGUUUGUUUUGCACCAAGGAAACGAUUGCCCCCUCAUGUCUCUGUCUUGAAGUUCUUAGAGUAGACCUUUCUGAUUGCCUCUUCACUACCGAAAGAUGAUGGACCCAUAACUCCCAUUUCCAAAGACGGUUCAGUGGGGGAUGACAACCCAACCAGGGGGCCCUUUAGAGGCUCCCUUUUCUCCAGCCCUCCAACACCUCAGGAACACAGUCCUUGAGAAUUCCUCGGGGACUGAGGACACAUUGUUGCCAUCCGUGUAACCCCUUGGUACACAGCGGCCUGUACACAGGUUCACUAAAUGAAUGAAUUCCUUGGGGUAGCUGGACACAGCCAUACCUUUAUGCCCCAGGUGCCUCUUUAUACAGGCUGGGGGUUAGGAGGUCUAAGGCACAGUAAUUGUGGCAGGCUGUCUGGAAAGCCUUUGAGGGCCAGGACAAGGGUUGCUUGGGUGCGUGGUCACCUUCUUAGGGCUCAGCAGGGUCCCUGACAGGCGGGCAGGCAGUGAGUAUUUGUUGUGUGAAUGCAUGCAGACGUGCAAACGACCCCGGGUCCUGUCCUCAGAGGUCACUGUCGGCCUAGAAGAGGGAGAAAAGUUCACCAGGAGGGAUGGACUGUGCUGGGCUCUCAAGCCAUGAGCUCCGAAGCCAAUUUCACUUCCUCACUCGGCCAUCUGCAGAGGGUUGUCAAUCCCCUCUUCGCACGGGUGGUGGUGGGGGGGGGGGUGCGGCCAGGUGGUGCUGACGCCCCCUGCCCCCUGCGGGGACCCCAGGUCACCGAGGAAGGUAACCCAGAGGGGGAGCCCGCCGGCACGUGCAGCCUCCCAGGAGAGGAGGAGGCUGGGCUAACGCAGCCCUUAGUCAGCAGCUGGGCUCGCUUUUGAAACAAAAGCCAAUGUCCUCCCUCCCUCGGAGUCCGCGGCCGGCCAGCUCCUGGGGGGAAGCAAGCCAUGCUGCCCAGCCGGUAAGUCCAGCUGUGAGCAGGGUGUUCUGUUCUUCACUUCCAGAAAGCCAGAGUUUUAUAAAUGGACACUGACAUGGACUACGAAAGACCGAACGUUGAAACCAUCAAGUGUGUGGUCGUGGGAGACAACGCCGUGGGGAAGACACGCUUAAUCUGUGCCAGAGCGUGUAAUACGACGCUAACGCAGUAUCAGCUGCUGGCUACCCAUGUGCCUACCGUGUGGGCGAUUGACCAGUACCGAGUGUGCCAGGAGGUCCUGGAGCGUUCCCGGGAUGUUGUUGAUGAAGUGAGCGUCUCUCUCAGGCUUUGGGACACUUUUGGAGAUCAUCACAAAGACAGGCGUUUUGCAUAUGGCAGGUCUGACGUUGUGGUCCUCUGUUUUUCGAUCGCUAAUCCCAAUUCCCUAAAUCAUGUGAAAACCAUGUGGUAUCAAGAAAUCAAGCACUUUUGCCCUCGCACACCUGUUGUUCUAGUUGGCUGCCAGCUAGAUCUCCGCUAUGCUGAUCUUGAAGCUGUUAAUCGAGCCAGACGCCCUUUAGCGAGGCCCAUAAAGAGAGGGGAUAUUCUGCCCCCAGAAAAAGGCCGAGAGGUUGCCAAGGAACUCGGCAUACCAUACUAUGAGACAAGCGUAUUUGACCAGUUCGGCAUCAAGGAUGUGUUUGACAAUGCAAUCCGAGCAGCGCUGAUUUCUCGCCGACACCUGCAGUUCUGGAAAUCUCACCUAAAGAAAGUUCAGAAACCUUUACUUCAGGCACCAUUCCUACCUCCAAAAGCCCCUCCACCAGUCAUCAAAGUUCCAGAAUGUCCCUCCACGGGGACGAGCGAAGCUGCCUGUUUACUGGACAAUCCUCUGUGUGCCGAUGUCCUGUUCAUCCUUCAGGACCAGGAGCACAUCUUUGCACAUCGAAUUUACCUCGCUACCUCCUCUUCCAAAUUUUAUGAUCUUUUUUUAAUGGAAUGUGAAGAAACCCCAAAUUCAAGUGAAGGAGCUGGUGAGAAAGAGAAGCAGACCCGGGAUUUCCAGGGGCAGGCAUUGAGCCUUAACCCGGAUGAGGAAAGGGAGGAAGGUGCCCCAAGGACACUUCAGACCAGUCAGUGGAAGUCCUCGAGCCAGAGCCUGUCCCUACAGGAGAGUCUGGGGCUGGAAGCUGAGAGCUCAAUUCCAGAGACGCAGACUUUGUCAGGCUGGAGCAAGGGGUUCCUUGACAUGCACAAGGAGAUGCAAGUCAAUCCGGUCUCGAAGCGGCUGAGCCCCAUCACCGUGGUCAGAAUGGACUCAUCCGUCCAGCCAGGCCCUUUUCGGACCCUGCUCCAGUUCCUUUAUACGGGACAACUGGAUGAGAAGGAGAAGGAUUUGGUGGGCCUGGCUCAGAUUGCAGAGCUUCUAGAGAUGUUUGAUCUGAGGAUGAUGGUGGAAAACAUCAUGAACAAGGAAGCCUUCAUGAACCAGGAGAUUACCAAAGCAUUUCAUGUCCGGAAGGCCAAUCGGAUAAAAGAGUGUCUCAGCAAAGGGACAUUCUCAGAUGUGACAUUUAGGUUGGAUGAUGGAGCCAUCAGCGCCCACAAACCGUUGCUGAUCUGUAGCUGCAGGUGGAUGGCUGCCAUGUUUGGGGGCUCAUUUGUGGAAAGCGCCAACAGCGAGGUAUAUCUCCCGAACAUAAACAAGAUGUCAAUGCAAGCAGUAUUGGAUUAUCUUUAUACCAAGCAGUUGUCACCUAACUUGGACCUGGACCCACUGGAAUUAAUUGCCUUGGCAAACAGAUUUUGCCUGCCACACUUGGUUGCCCUUGCAGAGCAGUAUGCUGUUCAGGAGCUGACCAAGGCUGCGAUGAGUGGUGUGGGCAUUGAUGGGGAAGUGCUCUCAUAUUUGGAAUUGGCCCAGUUCCACAACGCCCACCAGUUGGCCGCCUGGUGUUUGCACCACAUCUGCACCAACUACAACAGUGUUUGUUCCAAGUUCCGCAAGGAGAUCAAAUCGAAGUCCGCAGACAACCAGGAGUACUUUGAGCGGCACCGCUGGCCCCCCGUGUGGUACCUGAAAGAAGAAGACCACUACCAGCGAGUGAAAAGAGAACGGGAGAAGGAAGACAUUGCACUAAACAAACAUCACUCAAGACGAAAGUGGUGCUUCUGGAAUUCGUCUCCAGCAGUCGCCUGAGGAGGAAGAGAUAAAAAUGAGUAAUCUGACGCACCACUUGUUAAAAGCACUACUGUAAAAUUAGUCUUAUUAUUAGAGAUAAGUUGUAGUUCAGGUUUCAGGCACUGAUCUUCCUCCACUUUCGUGCAUUUCUCCUUGUUGGGAUCAAAGCACAAGCUCCCCAUCUAUGAGCCUGGACAAAAAAGGGAAGCUGACACUCACGGCAUUCCUUAAACUUAUGUGUAUGUUUUUUGUUAGAAGGCUUAAUAAACUUUAGUCCGUCACUUCGUUUCUUUUUAUACAAAGGAAGACAAAAAAAAUCCAGCUUUCAUGUUUCAAAUUCCAAAUUGGAAAAUAUUUUUAUAUGGUCUCUUGUAUUUUGUUGAAAUGAAAAUACUGUGUAUUACUUUAUUUUACAGGCCACAAAUUAACCAUGAAGUCGCCCUGUGAUUCUCUUUGCCCACAUGACCACCAGGCAUUAUUACAUAAUGAGAGGGUUAUCCUCUCGUUGUGAAGUGCAGGGUUGGAAUGAAAUUCCCCCAAGCGCAAGUUAGAGAGUGUUUAAUCUUUGUUCUGCCGAAUAACACUGGUGUAAUUACCAAGUCAGCUCCAAGACUGUGUAUUUACAAUAUUUGCCGUGUAAGUGCUAGUAAUUAUAUGGUUAUAUGUGCCAUGUAAAAUAUAGUGAUAUCAAGUCUUCUGUUGUUUAAAAUGUCCAGAUUCAAAAGGAUAAUCUUUAUAAUCAUUAGAAGGGCUUAUUAAAUCCCAGCAGUAUCCGGGGCAAACCCACUGGGGGACCCGAACACACGAGACGCCCUCAGAGCACCAGUGUCUGAGUGGCUGUGUGAGGCUUUGCGUCUCCCGGUGUCCCUGGGUCUUGCCAUGCUUCUGCGUGCAGAUUCUUCAAUGACUUGAACUGAAAUGGGCAAGGGAAGGGAUCCCCAGACUUUGUCCCAAUCGUCGGCAGGCUUGUCACAUCUCACCCACGGAAACAGGCUUCUCAGGUCUCUUACCUGCAGCCAACUUCACUUUGUAAGACACGCAUUUUUAACUCUUCCCAGGGAAAAUUCAUGCCACUGUAGAAGCAGGCUGAGGCAGACCACCCACCCCUGCCGAAGGUCAGCGGGGCCUGUGAAGGCGUAAUGCUGGAGGCUGGGUCGUCUGGGGUCCCUGCAUUCUCCAACGCAGACAGGAACCUUAUUCCAAGAGUCUAGGAAAUGGUGCUAUUGUUAGUCUUGACCCUUUGUUGUUCUGAGUUUUCAGUGUUAAAACGGAAAGUAUUGAGCAGGGGAGCUUCAGAGAGGCAGGCAGCCGUUGCUUCUCUACACAUUAAAAAUGCUACAGCACUCAUACGGGGCAUUUUAAGGCCACAGCUCCAUACCUGCUGUGGGAUGUGGUGUGGCGGGGGCUGGGGCUGAUUUUGUUGGGAGGUCAACAGGGGAUGCUAAAGGUUGUUGAUUUUUUUUUUCUAGCUUUCGAAAGUUGGAAAAGAGACAGUUGAGUCCAAACCCCACUAUUGACAACCAUACGCAUUUGAAAAUUUACCCAGAUUACAGAUGGACAUUUAUUACUGGCAGUGGAUACACACCAGAUCCAAGAUUUUGGAGAGGCUCAGAAAUGCAUCACCCCCUCAUGGUAAAGGAGAGGGCAGUAGAGUAGAAAUGGAUGGUUGUAAAUGCAUCUUCCUUAAAUUUUGGUCCAUAGUGUUGUAAAUCAUUAACAGGAGGAGAAAGGAGACAGAAUGAGAGGAUAAAUGUCAAGACUCGGGAAGAAUUGACAUAUAUCCCAUCCUAAAAUGAUAGAAGUUGAGUUUUUAGUGAGUGGUCAGAGUUGAAUUUAUACAACCAAAGUUCCCAUGUGAUUGUAAUCUUGCCAAAACAUAAUGGACACAUAAAUGAACCUGGGGUAUAAGCAAUAAUAUCCACUAGUGUUUGUUAUCAGCUACUGUAACCAAGUGGCUGGUUCAUUUGGUUGAUGCUGAUUAUGGCCUUUAACUAUGGUGGUUUGUUUCGUGUUUUUUAUUUCACAAAAAGCCAAUAAAAUUGUUUAGCU
This is a messenger RNA of Nyctereutes procyonoides (raccoon dog), 5470 nucleotides long. RefSeq names its product Rho related BTB domain containing 1 (gene RHOBTB1). Gene Ontology annotation, biological process: small GTPase-mediated signal transduction. Gene Ontology annotation, molecular function: GTP binding; GTPase activity; protein binding. NCBI's taxonomy places the organism in Eukaryota, Metazoa, Chordata, Mammalia, Carnivora, Canidae. The transcript has 11 exons. The record is from RefSeq and is a predicted model, not a curated record. The coding region runs from base 1343 to 3439 and encodes 698 amino acids.